AUGUCGUCCUCGAGCGACGGCGACAGCUCGAGCGACAGCGACGACGCGCUCGUGUUCAAGCGUCCGAGGCAGGUCGUGUGGUCGGACGAGGAGGACGAGAACGCCGGCGCCGCGGGCGGCGCGUUCGGCGGAGGAGGCGACGACCUCGACGACACCUUCGAAAUCUCCCCGUCGAAGCGAAGGCGAACGUCCAUCGGCUCGCGCGCGGAUGUAGCCGCCGGGACGUCCGCCGCCGCCUCCGCGGCGGCGACGAUCACGAGCGAGCUCCUCGCGCCGCCGCCGCCGCCGGCGUCGAACGCGGCCGCGCGAGGGGGGAACCUCGACGCGGAGGCGAGAGAGACGCUGCGACGAAACCGAGAAGCGAUGGACGAGCUGAGACGCGCGGCGACGGAGACGUCCGCUCCGGAGCCGUUCGUGGACGACGACGACCUGGAGAUCAUCGGCGAGGCGGCCGCGGGAGGCGCAGUGGGAGGAGGAGGAGGAGGAGGAGGAGGAGGAAGAGACGACGAUGGCCACGCGCUGUGCGUCGUGAUGCAGACGAGCGACGGGAAGAAGUACGACUUCACGUGCUUCGACGGGCAGACGUUCGCGAGGAUCCUCACCGACUGGCUCGCGACGGAGGACGGCGCGAAAGCCAAGUCGAAGCUCGGGAACCCGCCGGUCGUGAAGUUCGACGGCGACGUCGUGGACAUACGCGUCAAGAGGCCGAAAGACUACGACAUGGAGGACGACGACGUCGUGGAUUUGAGUUGA
This is a messenger RNA of Micromonas pusilla CCMP1545, 753 nucleotides long. RefSeq lists its product as uncharacterized. The transcript has a single exon. NCBI's taxonomy places the organism in Eukaryota, Viridiplantae, Chlorophyta, Mamiellophyceae, Mamiellales, Mamiellaceae. The record is from RefSeq and is a predicted model, not a curated record. The coding region runs from base 1 to 753 and encodes 250 amino acids.